GCAUUCCUCGACUCACGGUGGCAUCGUGCAACUCGGCCUGUGUGACGCCCUACUGCGCGCUGCUUAUAUUGGUGAAACGUCUACCGACAGCGGCUUGGAUCAUACUGUUCCGCAACCGCUCAGGAGUGUAGGAGAUGAGCUCUCUCGCUUUCCUUGUCACGGAGCUCCAGUCGCUCGCUAGUGAGACUCGGAGAAAGCAUCCCGAUGUGCGCGAAAAGAAAGUCGAUGAAUUCGCGAACACUUUACCACACAUCGAUGUUUAUCUGGUCGAGAACAUCGGGAUGUUCGCAGUGCCUCUACCCGCCUACCAUCAACUGGGCCUCACUCAUUGGCAUAGGCUGCAGAGAAGUCGUUGUCAAUCCUUCGCUCUUCUCCGGAACAGGCUACCGCCACCCUAGCUUCCGAUGGCCCGCAAUCUGACGACCUUCUGCGCCCCGUCUUUAUGGGUUGCGCAACCAAAAACGCCAAGGUCGUCGCCAUAUCCCUGGGGUCCCUCCAACGCCUCAUCGCGCUCAAGGCCGUACCACACUCCGCAGUCCCCCUAAUCAUCACCACAAUGGCGGACUGUAUGAAUCAGGGCGUCGACAUUCAACUUCGGAUCCUGCAAACGCUCCUCUCGCUCAUCACAAACUUUCCAGCUGUACAUGGACAGCUGCUCGGCGAUGCCCUCCUUCUUUGUUUCAGGUUGCAGGAGUCUCGUAUUGCAGUCGUGUCCUCCACUGCGGCAGCUACAUUGCGGCAGCUGGUGAUGUUCGUGGUGGACAAGGUCGUCGACGAAGAUCGUCGGGAUGAGCUGACAGAAGGCGCGAAGAUCGAGGCCGUUCUUCCGAACGGCACAUCGACAAAGCUGGGUCCCGCCGCACACGAUGCGUACGCCGUCUUCGAGGAUCUCUGUCUCCUCGCCAACUCUGAGCAACCACGGUUCUUGAAGCUCGACUCCCUACGCAAGACCUUUGCGCUCGAGCUGAUCGAGAGCGUCUUGACGAAUUACCAUGACCUGUUUCGCAAGCACACAGAACUACUAUUGUUGCUGCAACAUCACCUAUGCCCCCUCGUACACAAGUCGCUAUCGGAUCGGCCGAACUUCCCCUUGACGCUACGCUCGAUCCGGGUGGUGUUCCUGUUGCUGAAGCAAUUCUCGUCGGAACUGAGGACAGAAUCGGAGGUGUUCCUGAUGCUUCUGAUCAAGAUUAUCGGGGCAGACACGAGCGAUGCUGACCCCUCUGAGGCCGCUCAAGGUCAUACGCUCCGGCCACUGUGGAUGCGCGUUCUCGCUAUGGAGAUCAUGCGCGGACUAUGCAGUGAUGCGGAACUCAUGCGCAACGUCUGGGACCGCUACGAUGCAGAGGAGGGCGGCUCCAAGGUCUUCACGUCGCUCAUCACGGCGCUGAAGAGACUGGUCACGGAGCGUCCGGCGCUGCUCGGUGUGGGCCAGCAGAUGUUUGGUGUCGGCGUGUCCACGCAUCCGGGAUCGGGCGCCGACGGUGCGUACGACGUCGGGGGCGUGGCUGGGAUGGUCGCCAGUGCUGCAAGUGCCACCGUCACAGGGGUCGCGAACAUGAUGACGACCGAAGCGCGGUUGAGCGUCCAGGGCUCUGCGAUGAAGCUGCAGUGCAUCGAUCAGCUCGACAAGGCAGACUCUCCGCCAAUCCCGGAGUCUUACCUGUACCUCCUGGGCGUGCAGUGUCUUGUCUCGCUCUGCGAAGGCUUCGCUUCCUUCACGGCGCCCCUCUACAAUGCUAUCAUGGUGCAGAAGCCCCGCACAGCUGGAGAGCCUGUCGUCCGUGCGCCUCCAGCGCUAAAUCUCUCGACGCUACCGCAGGAGGAAGCGGCUACACACCAGCUGCGCACUGUGCACGAUAUGGUGGAGAGCGGGUGGCCUGCGCUUCUGGCGGCGCUCUCGUUCCUGAUCUCUACCAACCUCUCGGACGAGCUGUUCGUCGACGUACUCGCCAGCUAUCAAGCGUUGACGACCGUCUCGGGCAUGCUGGGGCUGGCCACUCCGCGCGACGCGUUCUUCACGAGUCUCGCCCGGCUCGCCAUUCCCACUCGCGUCGUGUCGAGCAUCGACUCGUACAUGCCCGGAGAGCCAAGUACGCCCCGUACCGCCGCCAGCGCCAUCACGGAGACCUUCGGCCUUCCGGGAGCGAACACGCAACCGCCGGGGUUGUCAGAGCGUAACAUGGCAUGUCUGAAGGUCUUGGUGGCGAGCGCGCUGUUCCUGGCAGGGAGCCUGGGCGAAAGCUGGUUUGAUAUCCUGGAGGCAUUGCAAAACGCGGACUACGUCCUCUCCGUGAGGGGCGCGCGGAACGCGAGCAGCAAGCGCAACACCGUUGGUCCCGGGGCUGGAGCUCUUCCGCCGUCUCGCUCUGUUUCGGCAAGCACCCCCUCUUCGCCGCUCCCUCCCGUGGGCACCGCCGCUCAGCAACCACGUCAUCCGCUCCUGGCGGACCUCGACCCAGACAGCCUUCAACAUGGUAUACAGCGGCUGUUUGAUGCGUCGAAAAAUCUAGAGGAUGGGGCGUUCUGCGACUUCGUCAAGGCUCUGUGCAAGCUGAGCGCGGCCAUGAUCGGCAUGCAGUCGGACACGCUAGACGUGGCAUACGAGUCGACGGAGGAGCUGUCUGUAGGUUCCAGCUCGACCUUGUCUCCCACCGCGGAACCCGCGCAUAGGAGGCGAGUGAGUGGGAUCCACUUACCUCGCACGCUGCGCAGCGGAGACUUCGGAAUCAGCAAGCUCGGUGGCGUGGCUAUGCUGAACAUCCAUCGCCUUAUUUACAGAUCUCCUGACAUUGCCUGGGACCCCAUAACUGGCCACCUGCUGUCCGUCGUGCGCCAUCAGCAUGCGCCCUCCACCAUUCGAGUCCAGGCAGCGCGGGUCCUAGACGAUAUUCUCGUUGUCGUGCCACGCAAUGUCACGACGUCUGGAGAGCUUCAGCCUGUAGUACAGCGACGGGUCUUAGACGUCCUCGCGCUACAGGUGGUGCCAGAGCCAACCGGGGCUGCGAUCAACACGACGUCGAUCGAGUUGCGACGUAUGGGCCUUGAGACCCUGCACCAAAUCUUGCAAUCAUCUGGGCACACCCUAGUCGUUGGAUGGGAGACGAUCUUUGAGAUGUUGAGCAGUGUGUGCAGGCCUGUCCCCGCUCCUCCGUCUGCGACUCCUGCGUCUUCGCCGUCUAUCCAAGCGUUAGGCAAGAAUCGACCCCCUCCCCUUGCGUAUCUCAACGAGAAGAACUACACCUCUCUUGUCAAGAUCGCGUUCCAGUCACUCACACUCGUUUGUGAUUCUCUGUCGUCGCUAUCUCCCGAGCACCUCCGUCUGUGUAUCAGCACGUUGGGCCAGUUCGGCCGACAAGCGGACACCAAUAUCGCAUUGACGGCAGCAGAGAGUCUACUGUGGGGCGUAUCCGAUUCCAUUCAGGCCAAACGCAGGGAUGAAGACAAGGAGCCCGAGUACAAUGCACUCUGGAUGUUCCUCCUUCUGGAGGUGCUCGGGCUCUGUACGGACGCACGACCGGAGGUCCGCGUUGGGGCCAUUCAGACGCUCUUCCGGACCUUGCAGCUCUAUGGCGCAACCUUGAGUCUCGAGACCUGGAACGAGUGCAUCUGGAAGGUCACGUUCCCUCUCCUAGAUUCUAUCACGGCUUCCAUACGGCGGAGUUCAUCUGAAGACGCCGUCCCCGCAGAAGAAUCAGCCGCACCUGCCACCCCAGCGCCCGAUCUACAAUGGGAUGAGUCCAAGAUACUUGCGCUGCAGUCCAUCGGGUCUAUAUUUCAAGACUUUCUGCCUAGCAAGAUCAUGCGACUGGAGUCGUUCACCAAAGCGUGGAGCGUCUUCGUCGAGCACAUACAGGACUCGUGGAUGAACGACAAUCGCUCGAUCACCGCUCCAGCUUUGCGUUGCAUGGAGAAGGCGAUCAAGGCCCUUUCGACAGUCGAGGACCUCAAAACGCGCGCCAUGGAAGCUCUCGAUGUUGCAUGGCGUGCAUGUGACGUGAUGGGGAACGUUGUUGCUGACUGGAAUGCAUCGUCCCCUGCAGCGAAGUCAGAAUCGUCGGCGAUGUCAAUGACCAAGCCGUUGACGCAGGAGAGUCUGAUGGCGUAUGUGGACGUCAUAAGAUGCACGCGAAGCAUGGGCAGAGGUCUUGAAGAUUGCGAAUGGCCUCUCGAGCGUUUGUCACGUUUCAUGACCAUCUUGAAAGGCGUCUUGACGUAUCCAAAUUCUCAUGACUUCAGGCCAGACAUCGACGCUUUAAGCCCUGUCCAGGCUGUCGUAAUGGAAGCGGUAGACAGCAUAGAGCUGACUGCGCAUGGCGUUAUCUCUCUCGUCCUUCGUGACCUCUCGGAAUACGCCACCCUUCCCUUCGUUGCAGCGUUCGAUGCCCAGACCGCGCCCCACAACGUAUCUGGAUCCGUAACCAAGCUUCCUCGGACUGCCGUGAACCGCGUGACCUACAUUGCAUUAUCAAAGAAGACGAUGCCCCUUCUUGUCGACCUCUUCCUUAGGUUCAAGGGUGACGCCGCCAUCUACGCCGAUGGUACCGUCGAGGCCUUAUUCGCCGCAUACUCGAUCCCUAUUAAGCUGAAGUAUGAAUGUCCUGCCCCGUCGAAGUUCGGCAAGGAUCAGCCGCUGUGGAAGACUGCGACCACAAGUUUCUUACGUGUCGUCAAGGAGUGUGGUGCUCAGAUCAGGUUAUUACAUGACGCUAUCCCGGCUGACCGAAUAGAAGGCAUCUGGCGACAGGUCGUCGAUACUUUCCGGGGUGGCAUUCUUGCAGACUGCUCCGCUAUCGAGCUCCUCCCUCUCGAGCUUCAAGAAGCCGAGGAAAAUUUCGAUCUAGCACUGGUCGCCUCCCUCGAGAUCGAUGUGGUCCCAUAUCUCGGCGAAAGUUCCGUCCCGGAUUACAUCGUCUCACAACUGGCCCGUGUCCUACAACAAGGAAGCCGUCUACGGUCUGCUGACGACGAAUUGCCGCCCUCUCCGUCUUCCCUGCCAGAUGUUCCCGUACCCCGCGUAGCGGAUAAGUCGAGUAUGAACCAACCAUCCCAGGACUUUUCCAAGGGAAACAAGUUUGGCGACGGGUACAUUGGCAUUGGUUCCACAUCUACAGGACCCUUCUUACCACGGGAGCGCUUUUCAUAUUGGUGCUUUGACUUGUUAUUCCUGAUAUGCUCAGAUACUUCGCAAGACCAGAUACCGUCGAGGAAGAGAGUAGCGGCCCUGAGCUUACCGUCUCUGCUUGAACGGUGCCGAAUGACUCUCGUUGAGUAUGUCGCAGAUGAGUCACUGCGAGGCAACUUGCCUUUCCCAAGAAUUCGAGAAGAAGAGCUCCUAUAUGUCUUGAGGAAAUUACUGGCCCUGCAACUUUGGCCCGGCACGCUGUGGGCUGCCUUGUCCGAUGCACCGUCGCAAUACUGUAUUAAGCAACCAGGCGUAGACUCGUCAGUUCCCCCCUCCACGCUCAUUGCUGAUGCCAUCAAGCGCUCCACGAAAGCGCAUUUGUUUCACUUCUACCCUAUCCUGUGCGAGAUCGUGGCUAUCCCUCGCAAAACCCCGACGGCAUGGAUCACCAUGGUGACUCGCUCUAUGUCAGACGCCGCCCAGCCGAAGUCGAUGGACGAACAUCCGACGACUAGCACCGCCGUGGAGGUAGAUGCAAGAACGUUGGUAAAAGACUGCUUGAAGGAAAUUGGGAGGGAGCUCGGAGUAGGCCGCUAGCCUGUGCAUAACUUGGUCUCUGCCGCUGCCCAUCAUCAUGUUACAGCCCAUCGCAAAUCAUAUGCUGUAUAUUCUCGUAAUAGUUUCGUCUCGUAAUAGUUUCGUAAUAAAUGGCUGC
Messenger RNA from Dichomitus squalens LYAD-421 SS1, 5840 nucleotides. RefSeq lists its product as uncharacterized. The record is from RefSeq and is a predicted model, not a curated record. Bases 443 to 5722 code for a protein of 1759 amino acids. The transcript is spliced from 17 exons. NCBI's taxonomy places the organism in Eukaryota, Fungi, Basidiomycota, Agaricomycetes, Polyporales, Polyporaceae.